GAAUACCUCGAAAUGUCAAAAUUUUCUGUCUCGUCUCGCGAGUAACCCGAAUUGAAUUUGAUCAUUUAUUUUUUAAUCAACUGAAAGAAAGCACGAGUGUAAAAUAAAUUGUAUUGAUAAAAAAUGGUCGUGUUUAGCAGUCUCGUGCGAUCGGCCGGAGCCUUCUCCCAAUAUCGUGGCAUAUUGAAUUCUCCAGUCGCUAAAUAUGCUAUUCAAAAUCAAUUACGACAAAUGAGCGGACAUAAGUUCCAGAUCACACCAUCCAGAUUCCAAUGGCACAAAUUCAAGGAUAUGCUUCAUUUUUACGUAAUGCUUGGUCUAAUCCCAAUGACAGCAGUCAUAUUGUAUGCCAAUAUUUUUGUUGGACCUGCCACUUUAACUGAAAUCCCAGAGGGCUACACUCCCAAGUACUAUGAAACUCAGAAGCAUCCAAUUUCUCGUUUUAUUGCAAGGUACAUCUUCCCAUCGCCCCAGCAAGAAUACGAGAAAAUGUGCCAUCAUCUCUACGAAGAGAAUGAGAAGGCUCAAAUAAGGGAACUUGAGAAACGGGUCCGUGCAAAAAUGUCCGAACGCAACGAUUACAAAGCCUACUACUAUCGCCCGGCUAUUGCCAAGUACCACAGGAUUUCCAAGGAAGCCGCAGAUCAUUUGGAAUCUCUUCGGGGUGACAAUUAAACCAAGGCUUUAUAUACAUAAUUUCUAUUGAAAUAGUAUAAUACAGAAAUAAACAUAAUACCGUUAUAUUCAGUAAAAUAUGACUAAAAUAA
Molecule: messenger RNA, 767 nt
Organism: Eupeodes corollae
Lineage: Eukaryota; Metazoa; Arthropoda; Insecta; Diptera; Syrphidae
Gene: ND-SGDH
Product: NADH dehydrogenase [ubiquinone] 1 beta subcomplex subunit 5, mitochondrial
Exons: 4
Coding region: 124-675 (183 amino acids)
Source: RefSeq, a predicted model, not a curated record